AUGGGCGAUACCUUCAAACAACCUGCUGAGCCGCCCACCGAGUUGGGUCGGUACAGGAUAUUGUCCAGCACCGCUGGUGUAAGAGUAUCCCCUCUGUGCCUUGGGACUUUGUCUAUGGGUGAUGCAUGGCAAGAAUGGCUGGGCAAGACGACCAAGGAGGACUCUUUCAAGCUGCUCGAUGCAUACUACGAAGCUGGAGGCAACUUCAUCGACACCGCGAACAAUUAUCAAGAUGAGCAGUCAGAGACAUGGCUUGGAGAAUGGAUGUCACAGAGGAAAAACCGUGACAUGUUGGUUGUGGCAACUAAAUACACCACCGACUAUCGCAGCCACGAACUCGGCAAGGGUAAGACAGUCAACUACGCUGGCAAUCACAGAAAAUCUCUCCACCUGUCCAUCAAUGCUUCCCUCAAAAAGCUACAGACCGAUUACAUCGAUCUGCUUUAUGUUCACUGGUGGGACUGGAUGACCUCGGUCAAAGAAAUCAUUGACAGCCUCCAUAUCCUUGUGGAUCAAGGCAAAGUGCUUUACCUAGGCAUCUCCGAUGCGCCCGCCUGGGUCGUCAGCAUGGCGAACGAGUACGCACACAAUCACGGCAAGACACCCUUCAGCGUCUACCAAGGCCGCUGGAACGUUAUGCGCCGUGACUUUGAGCGCGACAUCAUCCCCAUGGCGCGGCAUUUUGGAAUGGCUAUUGCACCGUGGGACGUGCUAGGCGGAGGCCAGUUUCAGUCUCUUAAACAAAUCGAAACACGAAAGCAAGCCGGUGGGAGUCUACGCCACGAACAGACCGCAAAGGAGGCAAAGAUGUCCGCGGCGCUUCAAAAGGUUGCCGGAGAACAUAACCUCGAGAGUCUGAGCACCAUUGCGGUCGCGUAUGUGAUACAGAAGGCACCGGGCGUGCUUCCCAUCAUUGGCGGGAGAAAAGUCGAGCAUCUGCACGACAACAUUAAGGCCCUGAGCGUCAAAUUGACGGACGAACAGAUCAAGUACCUAGAGAGUGAGACUGAUUUCGAUGUUGGGUUCCCCAGCGACUUUCUAGGGGAAAGUCCGGUGGCUUCAGGCAAAAGUCCGUAUCUUGUGUCUCUGACUGCACAUAUUGCAUAUCCCACCCCCCAAAAGCCUUUCGUCAAGCAGUAG
Molecule: messenger RNA, 1140 nt
Organism: Cladophialophora bantiana CBS 173.52
Lineage: Eukaryota; Fungi; Ascomycota; Eurotiomycetes; Chaetothyriales; Herpotrichiellaceae
Exons: 5
Coding region: 1-1140 (379 amino acids)
Source: RefSeq, a predicted model, not a curated record